Canis lupus familiaris (dog) is the source of this 6397-nucleotide messenger RNA. RefSeq names its product unc-5 netrin receptor B (gene UNC5B). Bases 50 to 2887 code for a protein of 945 amino acids. The transcript has 17 exons. Gene Ontology annotation, cellular component: membrane. The record is from RefSeq and is a predicted model, not a curated record. NCBI's taxonomy places the organism in Eukaryota, Metazoa, Chordata, Mammalia, Carnivora, Canidae. Gene Ontology annotation, biological process: netrin-activated signaling pathway; anterior/posterior axon guidance. Gene Ontology annotation, molecular function: netrin receptor activity; protein binding.
CCGGGGAGCGCGCCCCGCGGGAGAGGCGCCCGAGCCUGGCCGCGGGAGCAUGUGGGCCCGGAGCGGAGCGCGGGGCGCGCUGCUGCUGGCGCUGCUGCUCUGCUGGGACCCGAGGCUGAGCCGAGCAGGCACUGAUUCUGGCAGCGAGGUGCUCCCUGACUCCUUCCCGUCGGCGCCGGCCGAGCCCCUGCCCCACUUCCUCCAGGAGCCCCAGGACGCCUACAUCGUGAAGAACAAGCCCGUGGAGCUGCGCUGCCGCGCCUUCCCUGCCACACAGAUCUACUUCAAGUGCAACGGCGAGUGGGUCAGCCAGAAUGACCACAUCACGCAGGAGGGCCUGGAUGAGGCCACUGGCCUGCGGGUACGGGAGGUACAGAUCGAGGUGUCACGGCAGCAGGUGGAGGAGCUGUUCGGGCUGGAGGACUACUGGUGCCAGUGCGUGGCCUGGAGCUCCGCGGGCACCACCAAGAGUCGCCGGGCCUAUGUCCGCAUCGCAUACCUGCGCAAGAACUUCGAUCAGGAGCCUCUGGGCAAGGAAGUGCCCCUGGACCAGGAGGUUCUUCUGCAAUGUCGCCCACCAGAGGGGGUGCCUGUGGCUGAGGUGGAGUGGCUGAAGAACGAGGACAUCAUCGACCCCACCCAGGACACCAACUUCCUGCUCACCAUCGACCACAACCUCAUCAUCCGCCAGGCCCGCCUGUCAGAUACAGCCAACUACACCUGUGUGGCCAAGAACAUUGUCGCCAAGCGCCGAAGUACCACUGCCACGGUCACUGUCUAUGUGAACGGGGGCUGGUCCAGCUGGGCCGAGUGGACGCCCUGCUCCAACCGCUGCGGCCGUGGCUGGCAAAAGCGCACCCGGACCUGCACCAACCCGGCCCCGCUCAACGGAGGCGCCUUCUGUGAGGGCCAGGCCUUCCAAAAGACCGCCUGCACCACCGUGUGCCCAGUCGAUGGAGCGUGGACAGAGUGGAGCAAGUGGUCAGCCUGCAGCACCGAGUGUGCCCACUGGCGCAGCCGCGAGUGCAUGGCGCCUCCGCCCCAGAACGGAGGCCGAGACUGCAGCGGGACCCUGCUCGACUCCAAGAACUGCACGGACGGGCUGUGCGUGCAGAAUAAGAAAACUCUAAGUGACCCCAAAAGCCACCUUCUGGAGGCCUCGGGGGAUGUGGCUCUGUACGCGGGCCUCGUGGUGUCCAUCUUCGUCGUCGUGGGCGUCCUCAUGGUGGUGGGGGUGGUGGUGUACCGCCGCAACUGCCGGGACUUCGACACGGACAUCACCGACUCAUCCGCUGCCCUCACUGGCGGCUUCCACCCCGUCAACUUCAAGACUGCGAGGCCCAACAACCCACAGCUCCUGCACCCGUCUGUGCCUCCGGACCUCACGGCCAGUGCUGGCAUCUACCGCGGGCCCGUGUAUGCCCUGCAGGACUCUGCGGACAAGAUCCCCAUGACCAACUCCCCCCUGCUGGACCCCUUGCCCAGUCUCAAGAUCAAGGUCUACAACUCCGGCACCACCGGCUCUGGGCCAGGCCUGCCAGAUGGGGCCGACCUGCUGGGGGUUGUGCCGCCUGGCACGUACUCUGGCGAUUUCACCCGGGAUGCCCACUUGCUGCACCUGCGCAGUGCCAGCCUCGGCUCCCAGCAGCUCCUGGGCCUGCCCCGUGACCCGGGGAGCAGCGUCAGCGGCACCUUUGGCUGCCUGGGUGGGAGACUCAGCAUCCCCGGCACAGGGGUCAGCCUGCUGGUGCCCAAUGGAGCCAUCCCCCAGGGCAAGUUCUACGAGAUGUACCUCCUUAUCAACAAAGCAGAAAACACCCUCCCGCUUUCAGAAGGGACCCAGACAGUCCUGAGCCCCUCGGUGACCUGUGGGCCCACGGGCCUCCUGCUGUGCCGCCCCGUCAUCCUCACAGUACCCCACUGUGCUGAAGUCAGCGCCGGCGACUGGAUCUUCCAGCUCAAGACCCAGGCCCACCAGGGCCACUGGGAGGAGGUGGUGACUCUGGACGAGGAAACCCUGAACACCCCCUGCUACUGCCAGCUAGAGGCCAGGUCGUGCCACAUCCUGUUGGACCAGCUGGGCACCUACGUGUUCACGGGUGAAUCCUAUUCCCGCUCGGCAGUGAAGCGGCUCCAGCUGGCCAUCUUCGCCCCUGCCCUCUGCACCUCCCUGGAGUACAGCCUCAGAGUCUACUGCCUGGAGGACACCCCUGUGGCCCUGAAGGAGGUGCUAGAGCUGGAGCGGACCCUGGGAGGCUAUCUAGUGGAGGAGCCCAAACCCCUGCUGUUUAAAGACAGUUACCACAACCUGCGCCUCUCUCUACAUGACAUCCCCCACGCCCACUGGAGAAGCAAGCUGCUGGCCAAGUAUCAGGAGAUCCCCUUCUAUCACAUCUGGAGCGGCAGCCAGAAGGCCCUGCACUGUACUUUCAUCCUGGAGAGGCACAGCCUGGCCUCCACAGAGCUCACCUGCAAGAUCUGUGUGCGGCAGGUGGAAGGGGAGGGCCAGAUCUUCCAGCUGCACACCACUCUGGCAGAGACGCCUGCCGGCUCCCUGGACACCUUCUGCUCUGCCCCUGGCAGCACAGUCACCACCCAGCUGGGACCCUAUGCCUUCAAGAUUCCACUGUCCAUCCGCCAGAAGAUAUGCAACAGCCUGGAUGCCCCUAACUCACGGGGCAAUGACUGGCGGCUCUUGGCGCAGAAGCUCUCCAUGGACCGGUACCUGAACUACUUUGCCACCAAAGCGAGCCCCACGGGUGUCAUCCUGGACCUCUGGGAAGCUCUGCAGCAGGACGACGGGGACCUCAACAGCCUGGCGAGUGCCUUGGAGGACAUGGGCAAGAGUGAGAUGCUGGUGGCCAUGGCCACUGACGGGGACUGCUGAGCUGCCCCGGAACCAGAACCGUGGGCUGGGAGGGUGGGCAGGAGGCGGGUGCAAGGAGGCCCCGGGCAGCCUCCUGAGAGGUGGAGCAGCCUCCGCUACCCCCCAGAGCUCAGAGCCGGAGUUGCUCCCUCCUCCCCACCUCGCCCCACUCCCAGACCGUGACCAGCCUUAGCAAAUCCAUGUACUCCGUUGUUGUCUGGAGGAGCCAGUGCUCCUUCUCCACCCCCUGCUGUCCCUCGUGCCCUCAGAUCUCCACGCAGGAACCACCAUGAGGCCUCUGGAGGCAGCUGGGUGGGUGGGGGCAGGAGCCCUCCCCACUCCUGCCACCCCACCAGGCCGCCUCCACCCUGGGAGUUCUGGGUUACCUUUGUCGUAGUUGCGUCCUUCCAGUUUCUUCCUCGGUUCCUGGUGUCUCCCUCCCCGCCACCACCCCGCCCCGAGCCCCCUUCUCCUUUCACACCGUUUUCCUCUUUGAAGAGUCAAGUACAAUUCAGACGAACUGCUUUCUCCUGUCCAAAGCAAAAGGGAAAAGGAAGGGAAGAAAGACACUUCAGGCCGCUAGUCAGGCUCCAAGAAGAAAAAAAGAGCAACGCCAAAACCACAAGGGAAAAGAAAAACCCAGUUUCUUAGGAAACGCACAUGAUUUAUUAUCCAAAUAUUUGGAUAAGUCCUUUUUAAGAAAAAAAAAAAGAAAAUGAAAAAAACAACACAAAAAAAAUAGAAAACUCUUUUCUUGAGUGCGGGUGAGUGCAGGCUUGCUCACGGUUCUGGCCAGGAGUGAGCGUGUGAGUGUGUGAGUGUGUGUGCGUGUGUGUGAGAUUAUCAGGGAGAGAGAGAGAGAGACAGAACAGGGAACACCUUGCUGCUAAUGAUUCCAUCUUAGACUAAUUCCUAAAAGGCCUCAGUUUCCCCAGUUGUACAGGGUCAGAUGGGGUUUUAGCCAUGGUACCACGUUUCCUUCUAAAAUCUUAAGCAGAUGCCGAAUCUGUAAAGCCAAGGAGCCCUGAGGUCUGGAGUGGGGUGGGGUCAUCUCGUCCUCCUACCUCCCCAGGCAGGUGCCCCACAGGCUCCCUGGGCCCCUGGGGAGUGCAGAUUACAAGGCCCUGGGGUAGAAAGUGUGGGCAGGCCGUGCUAGCUGUGAGCCAGGGACAGGGUCUCCAGUGUCCCCCUCUGGGGGCUCCCGGAGAAGGGGACAGGGCCCAGAGGUGGGGCCCCAAGCAGAGAAAGAAGCCGAUGGGAAAGGGGAGGGAAGAUGAGAGUCUCCUGGGGACACUUCUCUCCCUCACCCCAGGGUGGGACCAGCCAGGUCACCCAUCUGCCCGGCACCCCCGAGCCUCAGUUGGCUGGGGAGGUUCAUCCAUAAGACAGAAGGGAUGGAUGAGAAGGCCUCUAACAGCAGAAGCCUGAGCUUCUGGGCCCCGGUGUGGCUUUGAAGGCCGUGUCAGCAGUCAGCCCUGCGGGCCGGGAGGCCGGGAGGUAGGUGGCCUGGCUGUGUUGUUCCACACGCCCGCCCCAGUGGACGAGCACCUGGGGAGGGCUGUCUUCCAGCUCUGACCCCCACUGGCACCUUCAGCCCGGGUCUCGGCCUCCUUCUGCAGUCUGGGAGGUCUUGAAGUGAGCUGUGAACAGGCAGGGCUGCCAGAGGGGAGGGGCCAGUACCCCCUCACCAGCCUGCUCCAGCAUGUCCAAGGGGCCAUCAAAUCAAGGUCCCUUGUUGACCAGCUAACAGUGGCUGCGACCAGGCUCUUAGAACUGGCACAGAGCCUCAUCACAGGCCUCUCACUCCUCUUUGGCACCCGGAGCAAAGCAGUGCCAGCCCCCCGCCCCCCGGACAGCUCUGGGUGGGCACUGACCCCAGGGCUUGCCCAGCUUGCCCGUGAGCAGCUGCUGGGACCAGCCUGGGCAUAUCCUGGCCUUUGAAAGUCUAGUCUCCUGGGAGGAAAGCAGAUUUGGGGGCUCCAGUCCCAUUUGGUGUCCCUGCCAUGGACUCUGGGGCUUAUGGGGGUUCUCAACCACCUACCUACCUCCCAGGGGUUAGGUCAGCCACGGGCAGACAGGCUGGCUGGGUUCGAGAGAGGAGUUUUUGUAUAGGGCCGCUGAAGGGGCCAGGCCUGCAUUCGGGGCUGGGCAGCAACAGCUCUUCACUCCAGUGCCUUUGUGGUGUUGCCUCAAAGGCAGCGAACCUUCCUGCCAGAGGUGCCCACCGCCGUGGGCUCAGCGUCCCUGAUGACUCCGAGCCUGCGCUGUGCAAGCCUGUGUGGCAACACGGCUGUGGGAGCAGCCUAAGCAAUGCCGCUGCACCCUUCCCGUCAGUCCCUACAGUGCCCACGGGCAGCCCGGGGUCCAAAGACCAGCACAUUCCAGCCCCAGCUGUGCCAUUAGCCUGCUGCGUGACCCCAGGCAUAGGACUGCCUUCUCUGGGCCUCACUUCCUCUUUACACCUGCAGCUACCAUCUGACUCCCUUUGGGUCCUGACACGUGGCCACUGUAGGUUGCUGGUGGGGGGAGGUUGGCCGUGGUCCGCCAUGCCCCUCCUCUCUGCCCGGCUUGCUCAGCACCCAGGAGGGAGCCCCUGGUGGAUGAGGCCAGGCCAGCUGCUCACGUGCCAUUUCUUAGCUGAUUUUCAGAAAUUGUGUACCGGGGCCUGGGGCACAGAACCAAUAGGCUGGAGCCUCCUGGGAGGGUUCGAACUGCCUGGCUUUAUAAGAAACGCCUGGAAAGGGUUGGCUGGGCUCCAUCCAAUCAGCCCUCUGCUGAGGCUGCUGUGGCUGUUAUCCCACACGGCCCGCCUUAGGGUAGGAUCAGGAUUUCUCCUCCUCUGUAGACCUUAGAGGCCUCCCUACAUGGCCCACGGACCCCACAAGGGGCAGACCAGGGCCCCCCCACCCCCCGCAGGGCUUGCAGGGGCCUCGCGUGGGUGUUUAUGUGUCUCUCAUCUCUGGGGCGUGUCUGCACGUGCAUGCAUGGGUGUGCCCUUGUGCGUGUGCUUUUGUCUGCAGGCACAUCAGGGUGUCCGUCCAGGAACAUGCCCCCACCUAGGUGUGAGCAUGUGACCUCUCUGAGUCCACAGGGUCCAUCGACGUAUCCUCUACGUGCCUCCCCCUCUGCCUUCUCUUGCAGUGAGCCGGGCUCCAGAACUCCGGGCCAGGGGUCCUCCUGAGGGCGUGGCGGGGGCCCCCAGCUCCUGGGUGCUCCAGGACCCUCUGGUCCCCUUUUCCCCAGCAACCAGGCAGCUGAGCCAGGUCCCUUAGUAUGCCCCCUGAGGGAAGGUGACCAGGAGUUUGGGUGCAGGGAGCAGCUCUCCUGGGGGCAAAGGGCUGGACCCCCUGCCUGGGCCAUGGACAUGGUUAUGUGUCCCGGGGAUGUAGGGCUGCAGGGAUGGCCCGAUCCCACCGCCGUUUGUUCUGUAAACUUCAACCUGUAAAUAAAGUUUAGCAUUCCUAUUGUAACAAAAUUAAUUUUUACAAAAUAAAUUAUAUUUCCUAGUCUAAUAAAAAAAUUGCAGUUGUA